AGCAGGAACUUUAUCCCCCAUGGAAGCCAUCAGAGUGAUCUCCACAACCACAGUUCAAGCUCGAAGCCACGUUAAUAAUGGCGACUCACCAAAACUAAUUGACAUGAAUCCAUGGGAUCUUCAGUAUCUUGUUCUUGAGUAUGCUCAAAAGGGGCUUCUUUAUCACAAACCCACUUCAUCAUCCUCGUCGUUCCAACAUUCAGAGACAGUGAUCCAGCACUUGAAGGACUCGCUUUCUAUGGCCCUCGACUUCUACCCACCCCUCGCCGGCCGUCUUGCCAUCAUCGACAACGACGACGAUGACACCUCCUCCGUCUUCAUCAAUUGCAACAAUGCCGGAGUAAGCUUUGUUCAUGCUGUUGCAGAGAAUACUACAAUUGCUGAUAUUGUUGAACCUACUUAUGUUCCACAAAUUCUCUACUCCUUCUUCCCAACUGGAAAAUUCAAGAACUUUGAAGGAACUCAGGUCCCAUUAAUGGCGGUUCAAGUCACAGAGCUAGUGGAUGGCAUCUUUGUCGCUUACUCGACCAACCAUAGUCUUGUUGAUGUGAAGCCAGCUUGAGAUUUCUGGAAUGCAUGGGCAGGGUUCUCCAGAAAUGGUUUGAAUCACGUAAGGUCUGACUCAAACCUCGCUACAUUUGAAAGGUGGUUCCCUAGUGAUAAUAUUAAACGCCCCCUGCAAAUUCCAUUCAAAGAAAUGAUGGAGAAUUAUAGCAAGGCGUCAGCUAAUUUGGUCCAGCCACCCCCAUUCUCUAGGAGGUUCUUUCACUUUAAAAAGGAAAAAAUUGCUGAACUCGAAGCAAAAGCUAACUCACAAGUAGAGGAUGGUGUCGUUAGCAACAAAAUCUCCUCCUUGCAUGCUGUGCUAGGCCAGGUUUGGAGGUCUGCAAUCAGAAAUCAGAAGCUUGACCCAGAAGAAGAAGUCACUUACAGAUUCCUCAUAUAUGCUAGAUCCAAAGUUUCUUACCCACCAAUUCCAGACAACUAUUUUGGACCCACCGUGCAAUUCACUACUGUGACAAUGAAAGUAAGGGACUUGGUGGGAGAUGGAGGCCUUGGGAAGUUUGGUUUGGAGUUGAACAAGGCAAUCUCAUCAUGCACAGAAGAGAAGAUCAAGAGAGACUUUGAAGCUUGGGUACAAAAUCCAACAUUCCGCACACAACGUGCCACAAUUGGGAAGUUCAUGGGAACUUGUAGCUCCCCUAGUACCAAAUUUUAUGACAUUGACUUUGGUUGGGGAAGGCCGGUGGCGAUUCACCUUGGUCCCGCCAACACAAGGUGUUGGAAGCUGGCGGCUGAUGCCGGAGCAGAAGAAGGUAGCUUUCACUUUGAGAUGUGUGCUUCCCAUGAAAUAUUGGAAGCCAUGGGAAGGGACCCUGAGUUCAUGCAUAUGGUGUCACCGCAGAAGCUGGCGUAGGCUUGGAUAUAAUAAGAGAUCUAGACGUGUGACAGUGUAUAAAAGUAUGUAAAAAAAAUUAUCUUUACAUGCGUGAAAAUUUUUAAUUGAAUAUCAGGGUAUUCAAACUUCCCCGUAAUGUUUUUAACAUCAUCAAUUAUGUAUUGUAGUUUUUGAUUAUGUUAUAUGUCAAUCGCUAUGAUAGCUUAUUGUUA
Messenger RNA from Neltuma alba, 1611 nucleotides. Its product is annotated as protein ENHANCED PSEUDOMONAS SUSCEPTIBILTY 1-like. The record is from RefSeq and is a predicted model, not a curated record. Bases 20 to 562 code for a protein of 180 amino acids. Lineage: Eukaryota; Viridiplantae; Streptophyta; Magnoliopsida; Fabales; Fabaceae. The transcript has a single exon.